CGACCAGCAUCAAAAUGCAAUUUGUUAAUCUAGUAAUCUGUCUAGACACCGAGUAUAACUAGUCGUGACUACAGAGAAAGAUAUUAACCUUUGAAUUAUAAUGAUUUUUACAUUUUCAAACAUUUAUUGUGUGACCCUGUGAAUAUUCCGAGCGAGCCGUCGUUUGUUUCCCAGCCGGAGUGUUUUUCCUGCGACACCACCCUCCCUUUCAUUUCUCCAGGAACAGUUGUGUUUUUUGCUCCAACAUGUCGAGUUCCUACAAAAACAGGAUUCAGGAGUUUAAGACGGCGCUGAGUGAGGAGAAGGUGGACCUGAAGGCACUACGGGAGCUCUGCUUCGGUGGAAUUCCUUUCGAGGGCGGGAUUCGGUCCCUGUGCUGGAAGAUCUUGUUGAACUACCUCCCACUGGACCAGACAUUAUGGGUCUCGUUCCUGAAAAAGCAGAGGGAGAUUUAUUCCCAGUUCCUAAAGGAGAUGAUCAUCCAGCCGGGAAUCGCUAAAGCUAAUCUGGGUCUCUCCAGAGAGGACGUGACCAUGGAGGAUCAUCCGUUAAAUCCGAAUCCCGAGAGCCGAUGGAACAACUACUUUAAGGAUAACGAGGUUCUGUUACAGAUCGAUAAAGACGUCAGGCGUUUAUAUCCCGACAUGGCGUUCUUCCAGAGACCCACAGAGUUUCCCUGUCAGCUGAUCCUCGACUCGCAGAACGAGUAUGAAACCCUGCGCAGACGCGUGGAACAAACUACACUUAAAGCUCAGACCGUCAACCGCAACCGCAGCGGAGUCACCAACGUGAGCUCACCGGGCAAGGCGCUUAACCUGUACCCCUCCAAUGAGUACGAGGUUCUGCCGAAUGGCUGCGAGGCGCACUGGGAGGUGGUGGAGCGAAUCCUGUUCAUUUACGCCAAGCUGAACCCGGGAAUCGCCUACGUCCAGGGCAUGAACGAGAUCGUCGGGCCCAUUUACUACACCUUCGCUACUGACCCCAAUGCACAGUGGAAAGAGCACGCGGAGGCCGACACCUUCUUCUGCUUCACUAAUCUGAUGUCGGAGAACCGCGAUAACUUCAUUAAGAGUCUGGACGACUCGCAGUGCGGGAUCACCUACAAGAUGGAGAGCGUCUUCUCCAUGCUUAAGGAGAAGGACAUGGAGCUCUACAUGAAACUGGAGCAGAAUAUAAAGCCUCAGUAUUUCACAUUCCGCUGGUUGACCCUGCUGCUCUCUCAGGAGUUUCUGCUGCCGGAUGUGAUCCGGAUUUGGGAUUCGCUUUUCUCCGAUCAGGAUCGAUUCCACUUCCUCAUAAUUGUCUGCUGCGCCAUGCUCACUUUAAUUCGUGAUCAGUUGCUGGCAGGAGACUUUACAACAAACAUGAGAUUACUCCAGGAUUACCCCAUUUCAGACGUACACACAAUCCUGACCAAGGCCAAGGAGCUGCAGGACUGCUCGUAGCUCACACACACUCCUCAUCCAGUGAAACCAUGGCAACCAGAUACCACAGCGACAACCAGAGCGGUGCCCCAUUGCAUCCUGGGAAGGAUGUCAUCUUUCUGCAUUGCAUUAUGGGAAAUUACAGGAGAAAACCUUACACCUUGGCUUACGGCUCUCCCGUAGUCAGACUGUGUGUGUGUGUGUGUGUGUGUGUGUGUGUGUGUGUGUGUGGAGCUUUUGAUUGCACUUGAACACUUGAAAAGGGUCCGGUUGUGUCCAAACCACUCUCCAAAUUUGCAAUCCAAGUGAAGGGUUCUCAGUGUUUUGGUUGUUUUUCUUAAUUUUUUAAAAAAACAUUUAACUUUUUUUAAUUUUGGUGUUGUUUUUAUUUUGUUUUAUUUUUUACGAUGGGUGUAUUCGUGAUGGAAAGAGGGCUGGUGCAGCAGCACACACCCUGAACAAACAUCAACUCUACACUAAACGUGUGCCGAUAAUCAGUUCUAAACAAAACACACCUCAGCACUCCAGGGUUACUGUUGCUAUGGUUACGGUCUUCUUUCUUGCCACUGAAGGGUUAAACUCUGUAAACGCUGUAAGGCAAUAACGAAGGUUAAAUAAAGGGCUGGUUACAUGGUGAGGCGUGAGGAUGUGUCCUACAUCACAGAGUUCUGGACUCUGGAUUGGUCAGUAGGUGUUGAUUAAUUGUCUAUAACAGCAGCUCUGACAGUAGCUCAGGUUUAUUCACAGUGGACGCUAAUAAUAAGCCGAUUAAAAAGGAAAAAUGUAAUUGUUUAUGGAAGGAGUCUCCAGUGUCAGCGCUUUGUAACUGUCAGAGUUAAAGCUGUAAGAUUUCCGAGUUCUUCGGGGACAGAGAGGUUUCCGCUGCGUUUAUUGUCUCGUUACCUUCAGGAGUAAAAGUAAGAACAGGAACUGUUUUGUUUUUCCCAGUUCUUCACAGCUGUACCGGAUUCAGAGUGAAGUGUAGGAGGAAUAAAACACUCAGGACAUGCUGUUAUAGGAAAAUAAUCAGUGUCAGAGUGUCGACAGUAACUCAGUUACAUCAUACCAACACAUUUCUGUAAUCACCCCACUGCUGACCGUUACUCCUGAGUGUCACAUUCUCCACGUUAGUGACCCCAGCAUGCUGAACUGCUGGUGAUGGGAUAUGGUCAGGAGAGCGUUAAGUUGAAUACAGGGAGGUGCUGAAACAUCCUCGUCCGGAGUAAAAGGUGGAGGAUGAGCGAGGACAGUGUUGUGUGUGUGUGUGUGUGUGUGGUUUUAUUGUGUUGUGUAAUUGAUUAUUGGCACGAUUCUGUUCGGGUUUGAGGAGAGCCAACACUAUGUCCAGGGGAAAUCUUCAUAUAUUAAUGUUUGAUUUUUUAAAAAAUUUUCUUUCACGUUGUUAUUCCAAGUUCUGCUGUAUGUGUAGAUUGUGUGUGUGUGUGUGUGUGUGUGAGUGUUUAGUAAAUCAGUGAUACCUUUUCCACUGACACGGAGCGAGCGUCGUUCCGGUUCUCUGAACUCUUACAUCAUAAAGUGGGUGGAUCUUAUAGGCUGAGCUUAAUUUAUUUUAUCAUCUAAGUCUGAUUGUUUUUAUUGACUUGAUUGACAGGUGUCACUGAGUCAGCAAGGGCGGGGCUUAGUCACAUUAUGUUACCUCUGCCAACUGGAGACUAUCAGUAGUUUUGUUCAUUUUAGCUAGCUGGCUAGCAGGCUCUGCUACUGGAUGUAAUAACAUAAUAAACUGGUUUAGUGCAGCAUUGAAUUAACUCACUGGUCCCAGUGAAAGAGGCGUGGCCUCUGUGCAUGUUCUUGCUAGAUAUGGAGUCAUGGUCUUUACUAGUGAUGGAGGUGUGGCUUGAUUUGCCACUCACUGCUAGUAAAGGAGGUGUGGCCUCUGUACCUGGCAGUGGUGAUAAAUAAGGUGUAGCUUCUGUAGUUGUAGGUUACAGUGAAUAAGGUGUGGCAUAUGUGUCUCGGAUCUAGGGAAAGGGGUGUGGCCUUUCUGAAUGAAGGAGUUGUGGCCUGUGUACCUGUCAGUCCCAGUAAAGAUGGCAUGGCCUGUGUACAUGUCAGCCUAAGUGAAGGAGGUGUGACUUGUGUAGCUGUCAGUCUCAGUGAAGGAGGCGUGGCCUGUGUACCUGUCAGUCUCAGUGAAGGAGGCAUGGCUUGUGUACAUGUCAGUCUCAGUGAAGUGGGCGUGGCCUGUAAACCUGUCAGUCUCAGUGAAGGGGGCGUGGCCUGUGUACCUGUCAGUCUCAGUGAAGGGGGCGUGGCCUGUGUACCUGUCAGUCUCAGUGAAGGAGGCAUGGCUUGUGUAGCUAUCAGUCCCAGUAAAGAAGGUAUGGCUUGUAUACCUGUCAGUGUCAGUGAAGGAGGCGUGGCCUCUUUAUGAGAGAGAGAAAUAGACACUGUUAUAUGUAGCGUCAGAAAUGAAGUGAGGUGCUGAAUGAGAACGGUUCUAGAUAAAGCUCCAGCACCGUGUCAGUGGAAAAACUUUCCGAGUUUACUAACCACAUACUAAUCAUAUUCAAAUAUCAGAACAGAUGCUAUUUAACCUGCUAAAGCGUGUUUCUCUGCUGCCUCUGAUGCUAAUCUUCAACACAGCAUGCACAUGUUUACGCUGUUUCUUUCCCUUGUCUCUGAAAUGGACCUGAAAAAGACGAGACGGAGCCGAACCUGCUGCACAAACCGGCAUGUGCUGAUGUACUGACCUUCACAUGGCCACCUUUUUUUCCCUUUUAAACAGUGUUAGCAAUAUCACACUGUCAGACAUGACUACAAAUUAUUGUAAAUUCUACUUUAUACACCUUCCUAAUGCCAGAGAUUUCAUCUCACUGCCUGAAAUCAUGACUCUCCCUCUUUAGGCAGCCUAAGGAGUGACGCUAGUGGUCAGACGUCUGUGAUGAGUGUUGCAGUAUCAUGGUGCGGAUGACCACAGGCUCAUGCUUCUGAAUCACAAUGCCACUUUUUCAGACUGAUUUAUUAAAUGUACCACACAACAAUGGAUGAUUAAUGCAGUUUUUGCUGAAUGUGUUUCCUUUUCCCAAAUGAAUUGAAAAUGUUUUUUUUGUGAUGCUUUCUGAUGAUUUUAACACUAAAGUGUUGUUUUUGGAAAAUCGA
Molecule: messenger RNA, 4547 nt
Organism: Hemibagrus wyckioides
Lineage: Eukaryota; Metazoa; Chordata; Actinopteri; Siluriformes; Bagridae
Gene: tbc1d13
Product: TBC1 domain family, member 13
Exons: 12
Coding region: 246-1445 (399 amino acids)
Biological process (GO): activation of GTPase activity; intracellular protein transport
Molecular function (GO): GTPase activator activity
Source: RefSeq, a predicted model, not a curated record